Lactuca virosa is the source of this 354-nucleotide messenger RNA. The record is from the annotation of a GenBank genome assembly. NCBI's taxonomy places the organism in Eukaryota, Viridiplantae, Streptophyta, Magnoliopsida, Asterales, Asteraceae.
AUGCCAACUGAACAACAUUAUGGUUUGUCAAUGACUCCAUUUUUGGAUGAUGAUGCUUUGGGAAAUUUCAAAGCAAUGGUUAGGGCACAUCAAUUCCGUGAGAUUGAACAUCUGUAUGUGGAACACAAGCCAAUAUAUGUGCCAACCAAUUUUCCCCACUUCAUGAUGAACUCACCAGCCAAAAGAGUUGAGAAGCUUAUUCAUCUCUGUGUAACAGAACACCCAAUGUCAACAGUUGAUGAUGGAAUAACAUACAUCAAGGAUAUGCUAAACAUGACCAUUCCCAGAGGAAAGAUGGAAGAUGCAAUGGACAUGGCUAAAGAGAAUGUUAUUGCAUGGAAAAACUUAGUGUAG